UCAGACAUAUCGGACAUGGUCCUGUACGACGAGAGUGUCAUCUUUGACGCAGACGACCCAGACUUCGUCACUGGGGAGGACCAGAGAAGUAACAUCAAGACCAAGUUGGGGUCUAGCGUGUUCAGUCACAACUUGCCUUCCGGCUGCCUGCAUCUAGCAAUGUCUUGCGGAAUGGUCCAAACUGAUAAAUACUUUUCCUCCAGCAGUUGGGUGUCGAGAAGUGAAAGUAGUGAUUCGUUAACACGACUUGACCUGAUGAACCACGAGUAUCCUGCUCAUGUGGCAGAGCCCAUGAUGACCUUAGAAGACCUUCGUUCUCAGUUCAAUUCCUGUUACACUUGCGGAGUUAGUUGGAGCGAUAAUCACGUUUCUCUUGACUGCCGAGAGUGUGGAGGAUAUUCUUUAGAAAGGCCAUGUCCAUUGUGUGAUGGGAAAUGCCAUAGCUCUUGGCGAAGGGAUAUUUCAAUGUCACACAGUGUGGGCAAGGCACAUUGGGAAGGAGAAUGUGGCCUCUCCAGCGAAGAACGACCAGCUGUUCCCUCUUUCCUUGCCGAGGAUGUUUUGGUACAAGGAUUGGAAGACCUGUCAACGUCUUCAUGAGUCCUUGGUGAUGGAGGUUCCUACCAUAGAAUCUCUGCUGGGGUGGCACUACUAUAACAGCCUGGCAGGUCAGGUACACUUUACCUGCUGCAUUACUCACCUGUAGAAGUUGAACCAUGAUAAUGAUAAUCCUGGCUUUUUAAGUUUUAUAUCAGUGUAAUUUAUUUCAUCAUUGAUGCUUAAUGGCAGGUAAUCAAGUUGCUUUCUAAGAUAAAACCAUCCAAUUUAGUACAUAGAAUGUGAAAACCCUAAUCGUGGGGCCUGUAUAAAGAACCUAUUGUUAAUACAGUAUUUAAUUAAAUUGCUAAUUAAAUGCCAACAGAAGCUAACUUGAUACUUUGUCUAGAGUAGUCAGCGAUCGGAGCUUGAUAGACAUAAUUCGUACUACAACACGAAGGUGGUAUUUAUAUGAUGAAAAUAUAACCUUGUGUAUCUGUAGUGGGGCUGUCAUUAUCAUGUUUGUACAGCAAGAUUUUCCUGUCUUCAGUCGGUGCAAUACAAUAUUGCCAGACCUCCCAGAGUAUCAGGAGAAGACUACAAGUGGUGCAUGAGUGCAGCAAACCUCAAGUGCAUUAAACAGGUGCAGAGAUAUCAGAACUUUUGGAAAUAAAAUCUAAACUCCAAAACUGCAAAAGGAUUUAUAUCCUUCAAAUUUAUGAUGGCUUUAAAGCUUUGAAUUUGUGAUAGAAUCAUGUGAUAUUAGCCAGUACAAAAAAAAAAAAUUAAGGAUGUAUAAUAUCCAUUCUGAGGACAUUUGGUUGUGUAAAGAACAAUGGUUAUGUUCCAAAAAUGGCAAGAGAUGGGCACUAGCCACUAGUCUUUGAAUGCCACCAAUUCAUAGUUACAUUUCCUUUGGUGGUGAGGAUAGUGCCAUGCUAUAUGCAGUGUGAUGGGGUAUUGAUUAUCAUCGGCAAAGGCUGCAUGAUGACUAAUAUAAAGCUGUUACUAGUGUCUGUUUAUUAACCAGGAUGCAAAAAGAUCCUGCACCUGUUUAUAUAAUUUCUUUUGUAACUCGCCUGACCUGAUGAAAAGAGUUUCUACAUAGCCCAUAUUAAAAUCUUGCCAUGUAAACUGCAAAUUAUGAAGUUUAUUAGCUGCAAAAGUCAUAUUAUUCCCAUGUGAGAAAUUAUUCAAGUUCAUGUAAACUUUUUUUGUAAUUUGCUAAACUAUGCAAUGAAUAUAUUUUAGUUAGCUAUGGGCUAGUAGUGUUGCAUAACAAAAAAGUGGCUGUUAAAGUUUAAAUGUUCUAGAUGUACAUGUUCAAUUGAGUUACCUGCUUUCAUGGAAGCUUCACCAAUUUUUUAUAUGUAUUUACAAAUGUCUGAGUAUUAAUGACAGUAAAAUGCCUCCUUUUGCAGCAGCUGUAUUUUAGUUUUUGGUUAAAAACCUUUAAAUCUGCUCAUGUAAAGCUUUUGUAAAAUCCUGUAUUCCAAAAUUUUGUUUGUUACAUUUACCACAAGCAAAAUUAUUGCACUAGUUUUCUAUAGAUUAAUAUGCACUAUUCAGAAUUUUGCCAAAUGUUUGCAUAAUGUACAGUGCUUUGAAUUUAAUGAUGGUAUAUGGCAAUUGUUGCAGUUGAUAUAUAGGCCCGAGAUCAGUCUACUUUAACAUGGUGAAAAUGAUAGAUAAUGAAUUCUCUUUGUGAAAGUUUCAACGCUUAAAUAUAUUCACAUUUGAAAAGAUUAUUAUAAUGACAUUCUUGUAAUCUUGUGUGAAUUUAAAAAUGACACUUGCACAUACUACAAACAUGAAACUUAAAAAUUUCUCUAGGAAAGUAUUCGAUUUACGUACAAGGUACUGGGAGCUCUACUAAACUUCAAAGACAGUUGAUACUUUACUGACUUUGUUGGCAAAAAAAAAAAUUCAGUGAUAAGUCAAUAUAUUAGUGGACUUGCAAUUGCAUGGUUGCUGGUUUGGAGCUCCAGGAGUUCUUGCAUAAUUUGUUACUUUUGCAAUAUGGGAAAUUACCAAUGUGUAAAUUAAAUUUUCAACUAACUGCUGUAUACUACGUACAGAACUUAAGGCUGAAUUCUCAGUUAAAACUUGAACACAUUUGCCUUGUGACAUUCAGAUGUGCAACUUCGUGUUUUCAUUACCAUGAUUUGUAGACAUGUGUACACUUGGUUAUUUUUUUUUUUUUUUAAAUUGCUGUAUUACUACCAUAUACUGUAAUGUUUUUAAAUAUAGAGUAAAAUCUUAUUCAUGUGGUAACAAGACUGCCGUAUUGACUUUUGUGAUGCAUUUUAAAUGUUUGAAAAUUAUGAAUUCAUUUGGUCAUUAGCCAUUUAAAAGCUCUGAAAUUGUCACAUUAAGCACAUUCGCUCCUCCCAAUUAAAUAACCAUACUAAAGUUCUUAUACAUACCAUAACCUACAUGUUUAGGCUUUCAGUACCUGCCAUACUGUCAAAAAUUUAUUACAUGUAAUUAUAUACAACCAUAUAUAAAAAAUUGUGGCAAUCUGAGACAAGUUCCUUUUACCCUCAAUUUUCAGACAGAAAAAGGUUUCCUGAAGUACAGUAUAAAACUUUUCUGUAGUAUGAAAUAGGGUACUGUACAUAGCUCUCAAAAUAAGCUCAUGUAAUACAUCACUUUCACUAUCACACAUUCUCAAGGAGAUAAUUUUCAGGAAAUGAUCAUUUAUCAAAAUUUUGUUCAUUUAUUUCAUUACAUAAUUCAUUUGAUAUAUGUAUUUAUUCUACUAUAUCUUGGCUGUAAAUUAUACUUAUGCUGCAGGCUGUGUUAAGAAUCUUUUUUGUAAUAAAAUAAAUAUGAA
Molecule: messenger RNA, 3373 nt
Organism: Cherax quadricarinatus
Lineage: Eukaryota; Metazoa; Arthropoda; Malacostraca; Decapoda; Parastacidae
Source: RefSeq, a predicted model, not a curated record